Molecule: messenger RNA, 3318 nt
Organism: Gallus gallus (chicken)
Lineage: Eukaryota; Metazoa; Chordata; Aves; Galliformes; Phasianidae
Gene: MROH2BL2
Product: maestro heat-like repeat-containing protein family member 2B
Exons: 26
Coding region: 124-3171 (1015 amino acids)
Cellular component (GO): cytoplasm
Source: RefSeq, a predicted model, not a curated record
CCCGCGCUGGUGUUCUGCUGGCGGACGGCGGUGGCUUAGCCCUUCCAAGGGAAGGCCUCAGGCAGUCUCCUGUGCCGCCUGUCACCAGUGACUCUUUUUCAGGGCGUGCCAGACAGCGUGCGGAUGGCUGCCAGCAAUGUCCUGGUGGCUCUGGCCAGAACACACUUCACCUUGGUGAUGGCCGAGCUCCAGGGCCACCUGAAGGCUGCGGGGGAGAUGUCCAAGGAGUUUGUGCUCGUCACCCUGAGCAAGCUGUUCACCAGCUACGCUCCACAGUGCAUCUCCUUCAUGUGGCUGAUGCUGGCCGGCCUGCGCAGUGUGGUGGGCUGGGUGAGAGGCGGCCGGACCCUGCGCAUUGCUUGUGCUGUUGUGAAACAAUGGCUGGAAGGAGUCAAGGUUCACUUGGGCUCUGGAAAGCAAUGCCCCUGGCCUGCCAUAGAGAUCGAGAAGAUCUACAAGAAUCUUUCCCAGCUCUUCUGCUCUGUGCUGAGGAACUGGCAGGACUGCCAGGAGGAAGAGGACAAACAGGCUGUCCUCGGGGCUGUGGCUACCAUGAUGGCUGUCCUCCUGCAAGAGGAGCUGCCCCGAGAGCACGUUUGGGAGCAGCUCCUCUGGCUCGUGCGCCUGUAUCAGGAGGUCCAAGACACCUGCAGGGGGACCAAGAGCCUCACUAUCUUCCUGGAGGCCUUAGAGGGAUUUCAAUCGGUCAUCCCUAAGGACAAGUUUCUGGCCAUCACCAGUGCUGUGUUCUACCAGCUCUCUGAUGACACCAAGGAGCACAGCGAGGCUGACAGAGCAGAGCUGACCCACUGCAUCCUGCUGCAGGCCCGGAUCUGCCCCGAGGAAACGGUCCUGUUUCUGCAGUCACAGCUGGGAGCUGACAGGAAGGCUGGAUGCGUGGCAGCCCUAGGUCUGCUUGGUGCUCUGGCUCGCUCUGAUGAGCCCAUGAUGACAAAGAAGCUGCCCCAGGUUGUGGAGGCUGUACAGUGUCUGUGCAGCGACCCCAGGACCCAGGUGAGGAGGGCCAUUCUGCACUUCAUCAAGGAUGUGCUCAGUGCUAACGCCCGGAGCUGCUCCGCCUGGGAUGUGGUGGGGCACAUCUUCAGUGAGUUCAGCCGCUCCACGGGAAGAAGGGCAGCUGGAGACCUUUCUGCCCAGGAAGCCCGGGAAGAAGGAGCUCUCCAAGAGCUGUGCAUGGACAUCCUGGGGUCACUGGAUGUCUCUGUGAGAGGGAUGACCAAACUCCUGUGGCCACGGCUGCUGCUGUACGUGGUGCCAGCCCAGUACACCGGCAUGCUGAUCCCAGUCUCCCGCUGUGUCCAAGCGCUGGCUGAGAGAGGGGACCUGAUGGUGCGGGAGGUAGAAGACCUGGAUCCCCAUUUCCUCAGCUCCAUGUUUCAAGGCCCACUGCUGACUCCCCAGACACUGCUGGCACGCCUGUUGGUGGUGGCAGGGAGCCCUUUUGCAGGCAGCGAACUCCAAGCCGCUGCCUUGCUGCUCAUGCUAAACCUCCACAGCAGGAUCCACAGGGCUGUGGGGGCCAUGUGGGCCGCUGAGAUCCCCCUGCUGCUGCAGUGCCUCCAAGGGAAAGAUGAGAGCUUCCCGGACUCUGCAGAGUGGGAGCAGCGCCUACUAAAGUUCCUGAGGGCAUCAUUGGACACCAUGGAGGAUGAGGCCUGGACCAAGGGCCUGAGCUGCGAGCUGAGCCGGUGGCUGAGCAGCUCUGCCAGCAGCUCUGGAGAAAAGUCUUUCCUGUACAAGGCUCUGGGGACAGUGCUGGGAGCUUGUAAGGAAGUCCUCCACAUCCAAGAGAAGCUUCUGCAACACCUGGAGGAAGCAAACGCGGAGGAGCCAUCUGAGGCCCAGGGAAUGAUCUCCCUUCUCAGCCAUGCCGCUGAGAGCAACUUCCACACAGUCCUGGACACACUCACCAUGUUUGCGUCCAGGCUGUGCAAAGGCCAAAAGGGGAGGAUUUCCAGACGCAAGAAGAUGGAGCUGGACAGCAGAAGAGCUCACGCCACACGCAGCGCUCUCAUCCUCGCCCAUGGCAGCUUGGCACUGCGAGCCUCCAAGGAACAGCUGCUCGCCCGCCUGGAGGGAGACAUCGUGGGCAACAUCCUGCUGCUCUACAGCUGCAGCUGCCGGGACUUGCAGAACACGCUCGCGCUGGUGCAGAGCAUCACUGACUUCAGCUCUGCUUUCCAAGCUGUGGGUGACUCUGCCUGCUUUAACCCCUCCUUGAAGGGCAAGCUGCUGGAGAUCCUGACGGAGUUGCUGAAGAAGUAUUACUUGGGCACCCCUGUAUCCCCAGUGCCCCUCAAGGUGGUUCUGGCCCUGGAGCAGUUGAGCAAGCUGAAGCCCUCUUUAGGAACCAAGGACAUGUGUGACAUGCUGAGUCUGUGCUGCAAGAAUGUUGUGUUGCACCCUUCAGCAGAGAUGAUGCUGAAGAUCAGGAAGUCACAGCAAGCAGCUCAGUACCUGCAGCUUCUGCAAACAUCACUGAAAGCUCUGGGCCGGCUCAUGGUGGUCCUGCUCGAGACAGAGACCAGUGGCUUCUUCCAGAACAUAGUCCAUAGAUCAAUGACGUCAGACAACAUGUGGGAGCGCAAGAGGGCCCUGCAGAUCUGCUCCCAGCUGCUGGCUGCUUGUGAAGAGCUUCGAAGAGGAGAUGCCUGCAAGCACUUUGGCUCCUUGGUGGGAUUGCUGGCGCCUCUGACGUGUGACCCCAUGCCCACAUCCCGCCAGCUGGCUGUCACCUGUCUGAGCUCCCUUCUCCGAAUCCAAGCCAAGGCGACCAAUGGAGUCAUCAAGAUGGGUGACAUCGGGAGCCUGUGUGAGGGGCUGAAUGACCACAGCACCGUCUGUCAGCUCCAGACCUCUUCCAAAAUUGCGCGGAUUGUGUACAGGAACUUCCCCCUGGAAGACACCAUCGACUUCAUGAUGGCCAUCAAGGAUGCCUUCCGGAAGGCCAAAGGAACGCGUGUGCGUGCUGCUGGGAGGUGGAUGAUCACCUUUCUGCAGAUGUACGGAAAGGACAUCUGUCAGGACGUAAGAGACUUUCUUCCACGUGUCUUGGACUUUUGCUGGCUCUUGCACUACGGCUUGUGCUGUUUGCCUCAGGUGCUACAGAAGCACAACCAGAGCGCAGAGCCUGGCUGGUGUGAAAUUUAGGUUUGGGCCUUGGCAGCAUGUCAAGGGAGCAGGCAAUGCUCAUGUGCUGAAUGUCCACAGUUAAGCCCUGCAGAGUCAAGGAUGCAGCCAGUCAUGCUUUCUCCCCUUCCCCUUUCAGGUGCCACUGACCAACUACAUCCUGCGCAG